CGGGGCGGUGGCCGCUCGGUCUCCGGAAGUGCCUUUGCCGCCGCAGCCGCUCCCCGCCGCGCUCGGACGAGGACCCUCUCCCGCAGCCGCCAGAACCAACAGCCAACAUGUCUAGCAAAAGGGCAAAGACGAAGACCACCAAGAAGCGCCCUCAACGUGCCACUUCCAAUGUAUUUGCAAUGUUCGAUCAGUCACAGAUUCAGGAAUUCAAGGAGGCCUUCAACAUGAUCGACCAGAACAGGGAUGGCUUCAUUGACAAAGAGGACUUGCACGAUAUGCUCGCCUCCCUUGGAAAGAAUCCAACGGAUGAAUACCUAGAUGCCAUGAUGAAUGAGGCUCCAGGCCCCAUAAACUUCACUAUGUUCCUCACAAUGUUUGGUGAGAAGUUAAAUGGCACAGACCCAGAAGACGUGAUCAGGAAUGCUUUUGCUUGCUUUGAUGAAGAAGCAACAGGGUUCAUUCAGGAGGACUACCUGCGAGAGCUGCUGACAACAAUGGGAGACAGGUUCACAGACGAAGAGGUAGAUGAGCUGUACAGAGAGGCACCCAUCGACAAAAAAGGGAAUUUCAACUACAUUGAAUUCACACGCAUCCUGAAACAUGGAGCAAAAGACAAGGAUGACUGAGCAAAGCUCCUGAUACCUGCAGAUGAUCUCUACUUUACACUUACAUUUAUUUUUGAGGGUUUCUUCCUGAUAGAACUUGUUGCAUGCAUUUAGUUUUACAGCUUUUGCCUUUCUCAAUGUAUUUCUCUAUUCCAGGCCAUUUAGGCUCAUUUGCACCUGUGUAAUCAGACUGGAAGCAGGGAAAAUAUUGUGAGGAAAAGGAUAUGGGGACAAAGAUCCCUGGACUUCAUAGUCCAGGAAAAUAAUCUCAACAUUUCUGGUUUAGCUGGAUUUUUACAUUUUUGUAAUAAAUGCCAUUUUGAAAUAAAGAUUGCUAUAUAGAUAAAAUACUUCAAAUUCUUUUGUGAAGAAUGACAUUUCUAUUAUGCAUUUACAAAUGCAGGUGUGCUAAUUGCAUUUUACUUGCAGUUGCAAACCAAGCUGGAAAACUCAUUUUCAUAAUGUUUUGUUCAGUGUCACACAGUUCUGAAAUGUUCCCAGCAGUACAUGCUGGUGUCUUUAAAGGUGCAGCUGUACAAAUCUCUUACAUCAGAUUUUUGAAGUGGUAGCUGAUUGGUGUAAGUAUUUAGCCAAAGCAGUGGUUAGGGAAGAUGGUUACAACUGCCUACAGGCCAGCAGAGAACAUUUGAUUCUUAAGCACAUAUCAUGCCCAUCUUUUAUUUCCUUUUAAUGCUGAUAUUACUUAGCAGUAUUUUCAUGUUAAAGUUUGCUUUCCUGUGCUAAGUUUUUAUGCUGGCAAUAAAUGGGAAUUAGAUGUA
Gavia stellata (red-throated loon) is the source of this 1384-nucleotide messenger RNA. RefSeq names its product myosin regulatory light chain 2, smooth muscle minor isoform. The coding region runs from base 108 to 626 and encodes 172 amino acids. Gene Ontology annotation, molecular function: calcium ion binding. NCBI's taxonomy places the organism in Eukaryota, Metazoa, Chordata, Aves, Gaviiformes, Gaviidae. Gene Ontology annotation, cellular component: cytoplasm. The record is from RefSeq and is a predicted model, not a curated record. The transcript is spliced from 4 exons.